Messenger RNA from Drosophila ficusphila, 605 nucleotides. RefSeq lists its product as uncharacterized. The annotation marks the transcript as partial. The record is from RefSeq and is a predicted model, not a curated record. The transcript has a single exon. NCBI's taxonomy places the organism in Eukaryota, Metazoa, Arthropoda, Insecta, Diptera, Drosophilidae.
UCAGACAGUUCAAAAUUAGCCCAGUAUGUGCGCUCAAAUCGAGGUACCGAUCUCGUUUACCAUGAAGGAAACACCUACACACCCAAUGAAAAGUUGAGGGAAGGUCAAAAAAGUCGGGACUGGAAGUGUUCCAUGUAUCACAAGGCCAAGUGUCGAGCUCGCCUCGUUACCCGUAUCACAAGCUGCGGGGAUAUUAUCCACGUGACCAGCAACAUGCACACGCAUCCCACAAUGUACACCGCGCAGAAAGCGGACACUCGCUCCGAUGUUCAGAAACUUAGUCUUGAGAGAAAUCCGCUCUGCGUUAACACCCGAUCGAAUAAAACCGAGACCAAGUAAAGUCUGCCGACUGACUAGAAUUAACCUGAAUGAUAUGAGCAGAUCUCUGUACUACUAUCUUUAUCUUUUAGGUACAGUACAAAGUGUUAAAUCAUAUUUACCAUAAGCUAGUUUUAAAACAUACAUGCUAUUGUAUAAAAAACAAUUUUGAGGCAUUAGAGAGUGUACGACCGAGAUUGUAAUUUGUGUUAUUAGUAGUUGUUUAGACGGAAAAGUUAAGAGUACAAGAAAAUAAUUGUAAGUUAGUAAAGAUUUUCCUAUAACGA